UUCUACAUGCAGGAUUAUAUAUCAAAAGCCCACAUCUGCAACAGCUUCGGAAGAGCAGUAGGCGUAGGCUAGAACAUAGAGGGUAGUCUAUUGCCCCUCAAGCCGACAAAAGGAGUUAAAUAAAGGAGUUUAGACUCAGAAAUCAACAACGCGAUGGAACAAACAGGCUAUUUUGAACAAGAGCGCUGGAAGCCUUCCAACAAGCACAGCCCUUUCCCAGUUCCGAAGAGAAAGAGGCGCAACAAUGCUAAGAGGUUCAGUGAUGAACAAGUGAAGUCACUUGAGUCCAUGUUUAAUCGGGAGGCAAAGCUUGAACCAAGGAACAAGCUGCAGCUGGCAAAAGAUCUAGGCCUGCAGCCGCGCCAGGUAUCAAUCUGGUUUCAGAACAAAAGGGCGAGAUGGAAAUCAAAGAAACUAGAGCAAGAAUAUAGAGUACUAAAAGCGAAUUUCGAUGCUCUAUGCCACCAAUUUGAAGCCUUGAAGAAAGAAAAUGAGUCUCUGCUUGAGCAGUUGCACACACUAAAUGGUGUGCUGGAAAACUCCAAUAAGAGGCAGAGCAGUAGCAAGGAUUCAAAUGAAAAUGCAGAGCAUACAGCUCCGCCAAAAAGAGACGAGCAUCCUGAGCGCAGAGAAGAUGAUGAGAGGACAACAAAGGUGAAUGUUGAUGGGGUAGGCGUAAAUGAACACUUUGGAAAGGAAGACCAAGCAAAUUUUGAUAUCUUGACUGAACAAGGAGAGAGUACAUCUGCAUCACGAAAGCCAUGGUGCAAUCUUGUCUCAGAUGGGCUCUUGGAUGAAUCAUGUUGCCCUUCAAGUUGGUGGGAUUUCUCAGAUGGCCUUUGCUAAUAAUGAAAGAAGACAGAAUGGAGAUACCAGAAAAUCCGGUGCAUAUGCCUCCAGAACUUUAAAAGCCUAAGGUAUCUGGCACUUGCCAUGGAAAAGAAUUUUCGGGGCUUAGCCUGAUCAGUAUCUCGCUAUCCAUCCUCAAAGUUGGUUUGGUAGAAUUCCAUGAGAAAGAGACAGCCGGAAGGAGAAAAAGUGUACUGGAAUGGCUUGGAGACAAUUCGGUUUAUCGAGAUCAGUAUGAGCCCGGAUACCCAAACCCAUUUCUACCAUCUUCUCCCCUCCUCGAGGUUUUCUUGAAUCUUUAAAACAAUGUGAAUGAAUGAUCGACGCUCAACAGUACAUGUGUAGAACAAGCCAGCAGUACAUAUGCAGAAUAAGGGAAACCCAAAUUGAAUCUCCCUUUCCUUUUUUGUUUUGUUUUUCUUCCCCUCUGUAAUUUUGACAUGAUUUAUCAGAGAACUACUACUAGGCAUUUAGUAA
Messenger RNA from Coffea arabica (coffee), 1326 nucleotides. RefSeq lists its product as uncharacterized. The record is from RefSeq and is a predicted model, not a curated record. Lineage: Eukaryota; Viridiplantae; Streptophyta; Magnoliopsida; Gentianales; Rubiaceae. Gene Ontology annotation, molecular function: sequence-specific DNA binding; DNA-binding transcription factor activity, RNA polymerase II-specific. Gene Ontology annotation, biological process: positive regulation of DNA-templated transcription. Gene Ontology annotation, cellular component: nucleus.